Molecule: messenger RNA, 2583 nt
Organism: Xiphophorus maculatus (southern platyfish)
Lineage: Eukaryota; Metazoa; Chordata; Actinopteri; Cyprinodontiformes; Poeciliidae
Product: mucin-13-like
Exons: 12
Coding region: 109-1761 (550 amino acids)
Biological process (GO): cell-cell junction assembly
Source: RefSeq, a predicted model, not a curated record
GAUUUCACAUUCAUCUUAGGCUUCCAACCUUUAAGGUGUCAUCCACUCACAGGUUGUACUGCUUUUAGUAUUUUUGUGGGAUUUUGGCCUUAUUUUAUUUUUGGAACAAUGGCUAAAACAUUGAUUGUGACAUUCCUCCUUUGUAUUGCUGUGACCACUGUUGCGACAGAAGAAACAAUCCCUUCAAACACAACUAAAUCUCCAACACCUACACCAACCACGGAAGUUACAACUACAACAACAACCCCUCCAACACCUACACCAACCACGGAAGUUACAAAUGCAACAACAACUCCUCCAACAUCUACACCAACCACGGAAGUUACAACUACAACAACAACCCCUCCAACACCUACACCAACCACGGAAGUUACAAAUGCAACAACAACCCCUCCAACAUCUACAUCAACCACGGAAGUUACAACUACAACAACAACCCUUGUAACACCUACGCCAACUUCAACAGGAACUCCACCAACAGGAACUCCACCAACAGAGGGUUCGAGUGUUUCACCCAACACAGGAUCUUCACAAACGAAUGCUCCCUCCACAGCACCAGUACCUACAACUCCAAAACCUCCAAGUGCUUGUGCUUCAAAUCCAUGUCGUGAUGGAAGCACCUGUGAAGAACGUUUCAACCAGAAUUUCACUUGCUUGUGUUUGCCUGGUGAUGUUUAUGUCAGUUCAUUCUGUCAAAGAACCAAGGUUUUCCCUGGACUGCUAGUCUUGAAUAGAGCAUAUGAUGACAAAAUGGCCGACAAAACAUCAGAAAUAUUUAGUGAGACUGCUAAAAAUAUUACUGAUGAGAUUGACACAAAGUUCCGUGAUAAAGAAAAUGGAUUCCGUCAAUCUUUAGUGCUGGAGCUCAGGGAAAACAAACCUAAUGCAAGGUCAGAGACAAGGUCAGGAAACAUUGAAGCAUCAAUAGAAAUCGUAUAUGAACCAACUGCUGAAAUCACACAAGACACUGUAAAAGAAACAAUGGGAGAAAUCACCUGCACAGGAUGUGCACUGGAAGGAAGCUUUACAGAAAAAAGCCUUUGUGAUUCCAAUUCAUGUGACACUUUAUCUACAAAGUGCAGUUCUACAGGCGGCAGUUUCACAUGCAGCUGUGACGAUGGCUUUAUUAAAACAAAUUACAGUGACAGAUUAUGCAUGGCUGCAUGUCCCGUUGGUCAGAUAUAUGUGAACAACGAAUGCAAAGACUGUGACUUUGGUUAUACUGGUUCCAACUGCAAGGACAAUAGGUUGUUGAUCGUCGUGAUCGUUUGCUCGAUCCUCGGAGCUCUGGUGAUCGCUGCGUUGAUCGCUUUGCCAUUGGUGGUAACAAAAUCCAAGAAGAAAAGCUCCAAGACAAAAGAGGAAGACAUUGGGAUACCCUAUCAAAGUCAUUCUAUUGCCAAGGCCCCACUAUCCUCCAGCAAUGGCAACAGCAAAGACUUUUCCGCGUCAGUUAAAGAGCCAACAAACAGCCUGGCAAAUUCUGGGGCCCCUCGAAUCCCACGGGCCACAGCCAACAGCAACUGGGACAGCAGGACCAACCUGGAGAUGACUCCGAGCAACAGUCGGCAAAACUUGAUUCCUUCAGGGAUGAACUCGCGAUUCAACGACAACCAAGAUGACAUGUACUCGUUCUCCCAGAAUCGACCCAAAAACCACCCUUACGAGGAGAUCCAACCCAAGAGCAACCCUUAUUCCCAGAACCGAGCCUCAAACCCUUACGCUCAGACCCGAGGCCAGACAAACCCUUACUUUAAUUAAGGAGACGGAAGCUGAAUCACUUCAGGGGUUCCUAUUAUGGUGUUUUUUCCCAAGUGACUGCAAUUCAUUGGAACCCACUGAUGUACAAGAUGUAAUCAGAAGCAUAUCAGCUAAGAUGUGCAAUGUAAUGUAGUAGAUAUUAUUGUAUCGUGUUCCUUUACUACUUUUAGCUGUUAUUGUGUGACUUCUAUCCUAUAAGCUGUUAUAAACCAAUCUGUCUUUCAUUGUUUAAAUCUUUUCAAUUCUUGUAUUCUGAGUCACCCGUAGUUCUGUAUGCUGAUUGAACAUGAGUCCAUAAUUUAUACCAUGUUUAAUUUUCUUUGUGUUCAUCUAUGAAUUUACUGCAGUUGUUUUUUUGCUCAGCAUUUUAAUUUGAGUCUCAAUUUUAUGUUGAACUAAGUUUUGGUAAAUGAGAUGAGCUGAAAAUUGAUCCAAAUUAGAGAAUGUGAAGAUGUUCAUCAUCUUUCAAUACAGUGUAUUUUCUAUAGCGGUAAAAUCAUUUAUAAUAUAAUUCCAAUAGUUUACAGUAUUUAGCAAUGCUUGUAUCAUUUUUCUUUUUGUAUUUCCUCAUGUGAUAUUGUAUUUAACUGAAAAGCUGUAAAUCAGAGAUGAUCUGUAUUUCAAAUUUACACUAACAUUUUUAUAUGGGUUAAUAAUAAAAAUUGGAUUGCUGAUUUUCAAGUUUCAAACGUUUUAUAAAAAGGAUCUUGCUAUUUAUCAUGGACACAUAAACAUAAUUUUAAUGUUUCUACCUCUGAUUCAAAUUAGAGAAUUUUAGGUCAAAAUUCUCUAAUCAUAUUGAAUAAAAAAAUACAUUCAUAA